This is a messenger RNA of Lytechinus variegatus (green sea urchin), 3354 nucleotides long. Its product is annotated as tip elongation aberrant protein 1-like. The transcript has 14 exons. Gene Ontology annotation, molecular function: protein binding. The record is from RefSeq and is a predicted model, not a curated record. The coding region runs from base 312 to 2093 and encodes 593 amino acids. NCBI's taxonomy places the organism in Eukaryota, Metazoa, Echinodermata, Echinoidea, Temnopleuroida, Toxopneustidae.
ACAGAAGUGUCUCAGCACUCCUAGCUCCGCAGAGUCAGACUCGGUCACACACAGGCACAGCUGACUGCUGCGAGCUGCAUCUACAGACAACUCACUCAGCUGUGGUCAGUCUGUGGUUUAUAAUUAGAGUGCGCCUUCUAUCCACUCACACAUUGUACGAGGAAUUAAGUCCAGGAGUACACUGCUUCAUUUGAGCAGCUUUUGAAGUUUUGGGCAAGCCUAGGGCCCGCUUAAAGAGAUUCUGUGCAUGAUAUAGAUGAUUUAACAUAUAAUCGAUUUUCUUGGUGCUCAAGUGAUUGUAAGUCAGUGCGAUGCACUUGAUGAUGGAGUCUGAAAGCGAAAAGAUGGAGUGUUAUGCAGUGUAUUCACCUACGAGCCUGCCAGUUCCUGUGACUCUAAGCUCAGCACUUCUCCUCCCUUCUCCAUUUCCUGAAAUGGUGGCAGUGUUUGUUAUCUCUUCAAAAUCAACGCAUGAAGGUCUAUCCCUAAAGGCAACAAUUGUAAAUCAUGCCAAUACGGCAGAGAGUUUUGAUCUGGGAUCAAUCACACAGGAUAGCAGAGCAUUCUGCUGGCAACCACACCAAGCCAAAGACUUCACCAUUCCACUGGAAGAACACAGCUACCACCUUCACCUUGAUACAGCCAAACAGGAAGCCGGUCAGAGAAUCAAUCAGGAGGAAACCGAGAUGGAGUCUUCACAGACGGAUUCUCAAGACAUUACAGAAUCUCAGGACAUUCCAGAAUCGGAGGAAGUCACAGACUCACAACCAGAAGCAGAGAGAUUGUGUUCUAUGAUGGCAACAUCUUCGAGUCCUUUCGUUGAAAGAUCAUUAAAAGACCCCAAACAAAAUGAGGAGACUCCCCAGCUCCAAGUUCAAGGAACUCCACACCGCCCUCCUCACCUCUCCCACUCGGCUAGCAAAAAAAGGAAAACAAAACAUGGAGAGGACAGCGAUGUGGGCACCCCACCUAGCACCAGGAAGCGACAGUCGUCAAGGCAGAGGCCAUUACCACCCAUGUCAUCACCACUAUCGUCUAAAGUCGACAAACAAAAUUCAGCAAACCCAAAACGUCCUCAGCAUCCAGGAGUGAAGAAAGAAAGUGAUACAGAGCCUAGUUCCCGAUGGGGUCAUACCCUGUGUAACAUAGGCAACCACAAGUGCUUGUUGAUUGGUGGUCAAGGGCACAGACAGACCAUCAGCAGGGAUGCCAUAUGGAUGCUCAAUACAGAAACUGGUGGCUGGACUGUGCCAGAGAUAGAAUCAUCCUCUGACAAGUUUCCCUCCCGCAUGGGUCACACUGCGACCUUUGACCGUGACCUUAACAGUGUUUUUGUUUUCGGGGGAUCCAAGAACCUUCGAUGGUUCAGUGACAUGCACAUCUUGGACCUUGCAACGAUGAAGUGGUCACUUGUUGAGGCUGCUGGUGAAGCCCCUACCAGAGCAUAUCACUCUGCAACGUUCUUCCGCAAGGAGCUCUAUGUCUUUGGUGGUGUGUAUCCUAAUCCUGACCCACAGCCUGAUGGAUGCAGCAAUGAUGUUGUCAUCUUCAAUCCAGAAUCAAAGAGUUGGUAUAAACCGGUAACCAUGGGAACCAAACCUAAACCGAGAUCAGGCCAUUCUGCCACACUUCUUGGAGAUCAGUUGGUUAUCUUUGGAGGCUGGGAUGCUCCUAUAUGCUACAAUGAUCUUCAUAUAUUGGACCUCUGUCUAAUGGAAUUUACAUCUCCAAAGAUGAUUGGCACACCACCUUCCCCAAGGAGUUGGCAUGCCUCCAUUGCUUUACCUGGUAAUAAGGUUCUUAUUCAUGGAGGAUACAAUGGAAAUGAAGCCUUAUCUGAUUCAUUCAUCUUUCACCUCGAUACCUGUACUUGGAGCGAGGUGAAGCUGCAUUCUGGCAUGCCAGUAGGGAUCAGAGCAGGCCAUGCCAUUACAUGUUACCAUGGUAACAGGACUGCAUCAAAAGAUGAAAAGGAAAACCAUGUGCCCAUGGUGGAGUCUCUUGCUAUCUUUGGUGGGGGUGAUAAUGAGGAUAAUUUCUUUGGUGAUCUGGUCCCAUUCAGCUGGACAUAUUCAAAUUUCUUAGAUUUCUAAAAUCUUUGUUGUCUACCUUUCAGGUUUAUUUCACUGUUAACUGCUUGUUCUUUCUUUCUUUUUAUUUUUUGAUCAUCUGAAAUGUCACUCUCUUUGGUUACCAUUGUUAUGUGUAUUGAUUUUUCCUUGUCUGUCACAUUCCAUUAAGUGUUUUGUUAUUCUUUUGAGUCAUGGGUGGUUUCCUUAUUCAUUGUGCAUUUGUGUAUUAUUUGCACAUUUGUGCAUUUGUAUAUUAUUUGCUGGUGUUUCUAUUAGAUAUCUCUUGAUUUUUCAGUUAGUCCUGUCAUCUGGGCCCUAUAUGUAUAAAACUUUAAUCAAGGUAGCUUCACUAGUUACUGUUCGUUAUUAGUAAAGUAUUUUCCUGGGAAAACCUUGAUUUUUUAUUGGCUGUUUAGUCAUUGGCACUAUUCUACUAUUUGUGCCUUAAGAAGCCUUUCUUUCAUGGAUUUGGGUCUAGAAAAAUUGAAUGCUUAUCUUUGGGCUGGAAAACAAAAAAACUCAGAUGAUUUGUAGGUUUGAUUGCACACAAUGACAAAUGUUAUCAAGCAUAAAAGGUAACUCUACUAUCAAGUGCUAAGCGAUAUGGAACAGGCUCUGAAUAGUGGAUUACCAUCAGUUGGAUUUAGGUAUACUGCCCUAUACUGUUCACUUUAUGCUGAUGUGUCAAUUACCAUGUCCCACAAUGCAUCAUUGAAUGGAUGACACAACCUCGAUGUGGUUAAUAUUGACCUGAAAAAAAAGUGCUGUAUACAUCUAUGACUUCAUUGAGAGACGCAAGGAGGCAUCACAGUUGUGAUGUUCCAUAUGAGUAAAAUAACCUGCCUAUAAAGUGUGAAAUGGUAGCUACUUUUGAAAAUGAUCAAUGAUCAUCAUAUUGAAACAGAUUCAUGAAUAUUCAAUACUUUGAUCAGUAUAUACUCAGGCAUUGACUAAUUGUUUUAUGGUGGUGUGUGUUUUUAACUCAUUAUGUGUGUUGUCAUUAUGUAAUAUGUACAUAUGUUUUGUGAUUAGAUUAAUAUAUCUAUUCAACCAAUUGUUCCAUGAUAGUGAUUAUUACAUGAUACUUUACAAAUCAAAUGUAAACCUUGGUAUAUUUUUUAUAAACUCCCCAAACUUUGUCAUCAGAAAUUCAUGCUUGCACCCGUUGCAUACGCAGGGUUUCAUAAAGCUGUUAGUAAGUUACUCAUAUAGUGAUCUUUUCUUAUGCUAAAUGAUGUACCCUAAACGCUUGGUCCCACUUCACUUACGGAUGCAAAGCAAA